Molecule: messenger RNA, 231 nt
Organism: Morchella importuna
Lineage: Eukaryota; Fungi; Ascomycota; Pezizomycetes; Pezizales; Morchellaceae
Exons: 2
Coding region: 1-231 (76 amino acids)
Source: RefSeq, a predicted model, not a curated record
AUGGGCUGCGACUCAGAGUGUGUAUGCGUCCACGCCGAGAGCUUGAUCCCACCGCAUGGGGGUAGUAAUCGCGGGACCAGACAGCACUCUAUGAAGGAGACCCUUCUUGGGUACGUUAACGAUAUACCUAUUUCUCACUCUUCUCAUACAACCACCUUACCAACUAUCUACUACCCUAACCACUUACCUGGUUUGAACUUGAACUGGACUGGGGGGGGCGGCGACGACUAA